AUGGAGUCCAAAAACCAUAACGCCUAUUCGGGGAAGCGAAUCAACUGGGGCAGCUUCAGCAAGUCUCUCAGCCGCGAUGCCGAACCCUACGAGGACCUGUCUGCCUUUGGCUACACGGCAAAGAUGUACUACGACUCUGAAAAGUAUGCCUGGAUCCAGUCUGGCCGCCACCUGAUUCCCUGGAUGGGUCACGAGGAGCUGCUCAUUGACAGGUACGACGCUCGCGGAUACCUGAACGAUUUAUCGCUGUACGACAGCUCGAAACUCUCAAAGCAGUCAAACGCCCAGCUUACCGAUGAGGAACUUGAACAGGAGAGGUUACUGAAUAUUGAACGUUUUGCCGAUCUAAAAGAUGAAGAUGAAACUGAAGACGAACCAGCAAACAAUGAUGCUGCUUUGGUCAGUGGUGGCCAAUACUCCAAUGUUGGAUAUCAGUAUGAAAACUCGAAUACUAGAUUGUCGAAAGAAAAUGGACAUGCGAAUAAGGACGAAACUAAAAGUGGUGAUACAUUCAAAGCUCCUCAUGGACUCAACAUUUUGCCCAACUUGACUUUGCCUGAAACCAACAAGCAUCACCAUAUUAUUGAAAAGACGGCUCUGUUUGUGGCACAACAGGGUUCACAGAUGGAGAUUCUGCUUAAAACGAAGCAGGCAUCAAACUCCAGUUUCGACUUUCUUUCCAUCGAUUCACCACUGAACCAGUACUACAAGUUUUUACUUAACGAGAUUAAAAUGGGCAAAUAUAUCCCGAACGGCAGCAAUUGCCAGGAAGACGACAAUGACUCGGACGAUGAUUCAGACGACGGCAAUUACUUACAUCCCAGCUUACUGUCUUCCAAAAGUCAAAACGCCAACAACAAUGUCAAAAUCGGCCACCUUACCAAUGUGUUCAACAAGUCUUCCGAGGAUGAUUCUUACUCGCAACUUGUGAAGCAUUUCAAAGACAAGUUUGCUGACGACAUUGAUGAAAGUAGCAAUUCGGAUAAAAGCUCUAACAGCGAGCCCACUUCCACUGCUCCCACUUCCAGUGCAAAGUCCGUCUCUUCACUAAUUCCUCAGCCACCAUCUGAUGUGGAAGCAAUCAUCAUCAAGCUGGCAGAGCAUGUGGGCAAAAACGGCGAUGAAUUUGAAAAAUCAAUCAAAGCUCUGGGUGAUAAGAAAUUUGAGUUUCUCAACCCAGGGCACGUUUAUCACCCAUUUUAUGUGAAACUAAAGAUUAGCGAAAUAGCAAAAUAA
Messenger RNA from Rhagoletis zephyria (snowberry fruit fly), 1236 nucleotides. The record is from RefSeq and is a predicted model, not a curated record. NCBI's taxonomy places the organism in Eukaryota, Metazoa, Arthropoda, Insecta, Diptera, Tephritidae.